AUGCUAUCUUUAGCUCUGUUUUACCUGGUAGCUGUGAUCUGUUCUGCAAGACGGACACAUGCUCUACCUCUGUACCCUGAUGCCAACCUGGAGCCACAGGCAGAUUUCAUUCAGAAAUUAGUGUCAGAGGUCGAGGAUGGGCCCAAUGCUGCUGAGGGGGAGCAGAGAGAGGCGAAUAAUCUGUAUCCUCUACUGAUGCAGCACAACGGUACUAAAGAUUCAGCACAACAAGAUAAGUUUGCGAAUAUGGUUGAGGACCUAAAAGAAGUGGUUUUGAAGCUGGCAGCGGCCGACAAACUACGCUCUCAGGGUUUUCUCAGAUCAGAGCAGAACUUGCCAAAAACAAACAAGAGAGCGUGUUUCUGGAAAUACUGUGUGACCAACUAG
Toxotes jaculatrix (banded archerfish) is the source of this 387-nucleotide messenger RNA. RefSeq names its product urotensin-related peptide 1 (gene urp1). Gene Ontology annotation, molecular function: hormone activity. Gene Ontology annotation, biological process: blood vessel diameter maintenance; regulation of blood pressure. Lineage: Eukaryota; Metazoa; Chordata; Actinopteri; Toxotidae. Gene Ontology annotation, cellular component: extracellular region. The record is from RefSeq and is a predicted model, not a curated record. The transcript is spliced from 5 exons. Bases 1 to 387 code for a protein of 128 amino acids.